This is a messenger RNA of Tremella mesenterica DSM 1558, 807 nucleotides long. RefSeq lists its product as uncharacterized. The transcript has 5 exons. The record is from RefSeq and is a predicted model, not a curated record. NCBI's taxonomy places the organism in Eukaryota, Fungi, Basidiomycota, Tremellomycetes, Tremellales, Tremellaceae. Bases 298 to 477 code for a protein of 59 amino acids.
GUGACUAAUAAUCCCUAGGUUCUCGUAACUUUGUCGUAGUUGGUCUCAGUGCUUCGGGAUGGUGGUGGAUAGUGGUUCGGUGAUAGUGAAAGGAGGGUCGGUGAUGGUGGUUGUCAGGGAUGUCACGACAUGGUUCGUGACAGCUGGGAAAAACAAUUUUCGAAGGGGAGGAUCCCAUACCUGUGCUUGCAACACAGCGUUAUCGUCUUUUCAUCAUAUCAUUUUGGUACCCUUCCCACUCUUUUAUGACUCUUCUUGACCGACUUCUGGCUCUUCGCUUCUUCCCCUGCGCCCUCCAUGUCUACUUCCCAACAAAUCGCUAUGACUUUUCACAGAGCAAUCGUGGUAUCCUCUCGUCCUCUCGACGCUCUUCUUCUGGUCUCUGCGAGUCUGUCCCUUCGUCAUCAUUUACCUCGCCACCCCACUCCCGGUGAAAAACUGUUUUUGUCUCUAGAAACACAUCUUCGGCCUUUCUAAACUUCUCGACGCUCUUCUACCGUUCUCUGCGAAUCUGUCCCCUCGUCAUCAUCCUCGAUCUCGUCACCGACAUCCCGGUCAACAACUUUCUUUACUCCUCAACAACACCUCCCCCCCGGCUCUCACAUGUCGACAUGUAUGCUGCUGGUCUAGGGCUAAGCGAUGUCAUCACCGAUCCUGGUACCGCCAUCACCGAUCCUGGAUUGUUUUCCACAAUCCCGUUCUACAUAACUCAGUCCUCGACGCUCUCGCUCUCCUGAUCUCGUACCAGAGACUCGGCAACAUCGUCCUGGAGACUAUGGCGAUGACGAUCUCGAUGAAAUGCUCGUC